Messenger RNA from Cygnus olor (mute swan), 2335 nucleotides. It is a transcript of the gene CHRNB4, whose product is annotated as cholinergic receptor nicotinic beta 4 subunit. The transcript has 6 exons. The record is from RefSeq and is a predicted model, not a curated record. Gene Ontology annotation, cellular component: postsynaptic membrane; neuron projection; synapse. Lineage: Eukaryota; Metazoa; Chordata; Aves; Anseriformes; Anatidae. Gene Ontology annotation, biological process: monoatomic ion transmembrane transport; regulation of membrane potential; signal transduction. Bases 242 to 1711 code for a protein of 489 amino acids. Gene Ontology annotation, molecular function: acetylcholine-gated monoatomic cation-selective channel activity; transmembrane signaling receptor activity.
UGCUUUUCCUCUCCACAAAGCUCUUUAAACAGCUGCAAAGGGGGAGGGACCACUAUGCUUAUGAAAACUCCACUUUGCAGAAUGCUUCUGCCAGGUCCUACUGUCUGUCUCUUUCCAGGGAUUUAAUACCUCCAAGAUUCAGGUUUGCUUUUACAUCUCUUCCUUGUGCAACCCUGACAACAGAGCCUACUGCCAGCUGUCUUAAUUGAAGAACAAUAAUCCAGCUCUUCUUUUUAUUGCCAUGAGGAAUACAUACACCCUCUUUCUCUUUGUAGUGGGCUCCUAUUAUUUUAACGGAAGCACCGCAGCAGAUGCUGAAGAAAAGCUAAUGAACCACCUACUGAGUCCUGACAGGUACAAUAAGUUAAUUCGCCCAGCUGUCAACUCGUCCCAGUUGGUAUCUAUAGAACUGCAGGUUUCCUUGGCACAGCUCAUCAGUGUGAAUGAACGGGAGCAGAUCAUGACUACAAAUGUCUGGCUGAACCAGGAGUGGAUUGAUUAUCGUUUGGCUUGGAAGCCCUCUGACUAUGAAGGAAUAAAUACGCUGAGAAUACCUGCAAAACACAUCUGGCUGCCAGACAUUGUGCUUUACAAUAAUGCCGAUGGCACAUACGAAGUUUCACUGUACACAAAUGUAAUCGUACAGAAUAAUGGAAGCAUUCGCUGGUUGCCUCCAGCCAUUUACAAGAGUGCCUGCAAGAUCGAGGUUAAGCAUUUCCCAUUUGAUCAACAAAACUGCACCUUAAAGUUCCGGUCUUGGACAUAUGAUCAUACAGAAAUUGAUAUGGUACUAAAAACUUCCAUGGCAAGCAUGGAUGACUUCACACCCAGUGGAGAAUGGGACAUUGUAGCACUCCCAGGAAGAAGGACUGUAAAUCCUUUGGAUCCCAAUUAUGUCGAUGUGACAUAUGACUUCAUUAUUAAAAGGAAACCUCUUUUCUAUACCAUCAAUCUUAUCAUUCCCUGUGUGCUAAUUACUUCCUUAGCCAUCCUGGUGUUCUACUUGCCUUCAGACUGUGGUGAAAAAAUGACCUUAUGCAUAUCUGUGUUGCUUGCCUUGACUGUGUUCUUACUGCUGAUCUCCAAAAUUGUCCCUCCAACAUCUCUGGAUGUUCCGCUGAUCGGGAAGUAUCUCAUGUUUACAAUGGUACUAGUCACCUUCUCAAUAGUUACCAGUGUCUGUGUACUCAAUGUCCACCACAGAUCUCCAAGCACUCACACUAUGCCUCCUUGGGUAAAGCUGGUUUUCCUUGAAAGACUCCCAGCCUAUCUGUUCAUGAAGCGUCCAGAAAAUAAUUCUCCACGGCAAAAGCUGUGCAACUGCAAAAAGAUGAGAGCAGAGAAUCUUUCCAUAGACCCAGCCAUCUUGUACAAGAACUCUACUUACUUUGUGAACACAGCUUCUGCCAAAAAAUAUGAUAUGAAAAUCACUGAGACUCUUGACAAUGUCAGCAACCAUCAAGAUUUCAGGUUAAGAACAGGCAUGAAAUUUUCUCCUGAAGUCCAAGAAGCAAUUGAUGGAGUCAGUUUUAUAGCAGAGCACAUGAAAAGUGAUGACAACGACCAAAGUGUCAUUGAAGAUUGGAAGUAUGUUGCCAUGGUAGUGGACAGGCUGUUUCUCUGGAUAUUCGUCCUUGUUUGUGUCCUUGGGACUGUUGGAUUAUUUCUGCAGCCACUUUUUCAAAACCACAUUGCUGCCGUGAACCCUUAGUUGUCAUUUAAAACUGUCAAUGCCUACAUAGAUGCUGGGUCUCUUUUUGCUCUGUUUCCCCUCUGUUAAAUCCGGACUGAUGUCAGCUGAGUUGCUCUCACAUCAGAUUUAUGGUAGGGAUGUGGAAAGUAGAACUUGACUUGCUAGAUUAUUGUGAUAGGAAAAAAUCCAAAAACAUUUCUUUUUUUCCAACAAGUUCAGGACUUCUGGUGGUAUCUUGGCCCUUUUGUCAAUUGUUUGACGUCUGAACAUUACAGAGAAAGGCAUUUACUGUACAAUAUGCCAGCUUGGCUCACAAGGAUUAUUUAUUAAAAGGUAUUUUAUAUACAUUGCUUCAGGAAAGCCAUUUUCUUUCCUUAGAAUACUGCACUUUCCAUACUUCAAAGAAGGUAUUUAGUUCUUUCAAAUGCAUCAAAACUAUUUGUGUCUGAUUUAUAAAGAGCUCGACAGGUGGAAUCACUGUUUAGCUGCUUUGAGUGUGAUAUUUAAGACUGAACAGAGAAACAGAGCCAUACCUCUGAGGUAACCACUAACAGGUUUCUCACCUUGCCAUUUCUGCUACUAGAUCAAUCAGCAGAGGCCAAAUUAACAUAUUGUUAACAAACGUUUAUAUGCUCUGUUCAA